Aspergillus affinis is the source of this 1287-nucleotide messenger RNA. RefSeq names its product MCT family MFS transporter. The record is from RefSeq and is a predicted model, not a curated record. Gene Ontology annotation, cellular component: fungal-type vacuole membrane. Gene Ontology annotation, biological process: transmembrane transport. Bases 1 to 1287 code for a protein of 428 amino acids. The transcript is spliced from 5 exons. Gene Ontology annotation, molecular function: transmembrane transporter activity. NCBI's taxonomy places the organism in Eukaryota, Fungi, Ascomycota, Eurotiomycetes, Eurotiales, Aspergillaceae.
AUGGGGAGCCUAGAUAACUCGGCGGUGGAUGAAAACCCGCCCAGCGAAUAUACGAAACGGGCCUGGCUCGUUAUCAUAGGAGCAACUGUUGGAGCUUUCUGCACGGUCGGCUUCGUCAACUCGUUCGCGGUCUUCGAAGAACACUAUGCAAAGAACCAACUAGCCGACGAAUCACAAUCGACGAUCGCAUGGCUAGGCGCGAUUGCCAUCUUCUUCGUUUUCUCUGUAUCGGUGAUAUCUGGCCCUAUUCAAGAUGCGUUUGGUCCUAGGUGGCCUGUGUUGAUCGGUUCUGUAGGGGUGGUCUUGUCUCUUAUGAUGACCUCCCUGUGCAAGGAGUUUUAUCAAUUCAUCCUGGCCCAGGGUGUUCUCCUUGGGAUGUCUAUGGCGCUGCUAGUAUGUCCUGUACUCGCACUUGUCGGCCAAUAUAUCAAGGUCAAGCGUGCCAUCGCGAUGGCGAUUGUGAUUUCAGGCUCCUCCUUGGGAGGCGUGGUGUGGCCCAUCGUCCUUACCCAGCUGAUGAAAAGGCCCAAUAUUGGAUUCGGCUGGACCAUGCGAAUUGCCGGGUUCAUUAUGAUUCCUUUCCUGACUCUCACCUGCCUGUGGUGUCGUCCGCCGCUGGAGACUUCCUCGCCCGCUGUGCAGAAAUCCAGCUCCGAUGACAACGAAUCGAAAGGGCAAGAGAAAGACACUCCCGAGAAGACAGAUUAUUCAUUCCUCCGAAAGCCGUCUGUGGUUCUCACCUGCGUCGCGUUCUUCAUCAUUUACUUCGGCAUGUUCUCGCCUUUCUUCUAUACCACCUCGUACUCUGUUGAGAAGGGGUUCUCUUCCGACCUUGCAUUCUACACAACUUCUAUCAUCAACGGCGCCUCGUUCUUCGGUCGUCUUCUUCCCGGUCUUCUUGCAGACCGCUAUGGCAAGUUCAACUGCUGCGUCGUCGCCACUUUCUUAUCCGGGAUCAUUGCUUUGUGCUGGACCAAGGCGACGUCUGUGGCAGGGUUGGUCAUUUUCGCCGCUGCGUAUGGAUUCACUUCCGGCGGGAUUCUAUCCCUUCAGCAAGCCUGCGCCGCACAAAUCGCCACUCCACGGACGCUCGGGCUUACGAUCGGUGUCGUCAUGGCGUCUACAUCCCUUUCAGCAAUGGCAGGCGUCCCCAUCAGCGGUGAACUAGCCGGAAAAUACGGCUACCUUCCCCUCUCGAUAUACUCGGGGGUCAGUCUCCUUGUUGGCAGCUUGCUUCUCAUUGCUGCCCGACUAGCACAGAACAAAAGUUUGUAUGCUGCUGUUUAA